AUGUCGGCGGGCGGGCCUCCGCUGACUGGAGGCGCCGCCAUUCUUGCUCGCCUCAGGGCGCAGAGAGCUGCUUCCUCGAAAAAGACCAGUGCACAAAAGCCUGCAGUCCGGGAGGCCGUCAUCGCGUUCGCGUCACAGACUGGCACAGCGCAAGACAUAGCUUGCGCCAUUGCUUCGGAAUCCAAGAGCCAUGGCAUUGCGUCAAAGGUCUUGUCGCUUAAUGAGUUGGGGUUUGAGAACGUUUCAGCCGCAAAGACUUCCGUCAUUGUGUUAGUUGCGUCGAGCACUGGUGACGGUGACCCGCCGGACAACGCCUCGGCAUUUUUUCGGCAGCUGCAGAAGGCCCAAAGCCCUGAACAAUUGAAAGGCAUCCAAUUCACCUGCCUUGGCCUGGGGGACUCAAAUUACACCAGCUUCAUGCAUGUGCCUCGGACGCUCUGCCGAAAAUUCAGGGAGUUGGGGGCAGAAUGCUUCCACGGAUGCCAGGAGGCCGAUGAGGUGGAAGGCCUUGAAGAGAUUGCUGAAGAUUGGGUUGAGCGACUCUGGGCCCCACUGAAGAAUGCGGUCGCUGGUGGCACAGUCCACAAGGUAUCUCCUGAACAGGAGAAAACAGAUGGCAAGGUGUCCACACAGCAGGCCUUCUCGCAGGCCACAUCAGCAAGCAAUGCAGGGGUUUCUCUGGGGCCGCAAAGCACAGACUCUUUGGCAUCAAUAUCUGAUUUGUGCAUCAGCAGCGACGUUGACUUGCAGGGGGUUCCAGCCUGUCCUGAAUGUCGGGUGAAAUUGGUUUGGGAAGAGGAUUCGAAUGCUGCCGACGUUGUAUUGCUAAGGGAAAAAUCGUGGCCAAGUCAACAGGAAAUGGAGCACAGGGAUCCCAAAGGAUUGUACAAUGCUGAGAAUCCGUUCCUCGGAAAGGUGCUUGAAGUAAGGCGAUUGACUGCUGGGUGGUCUGACAAGCGUGUGCUUCAUGUUGAGGUGGACCUGACUGGAAGCGCAGUUGUUUACAGACCUGGGGAUUCCAUGGGGGUGGCACCUGCUAAUGACCCUUGCCUUGUGAAUGACAUCCUUGGAGCUCUGGGCAUUGACGGUGCCCGUGUGUUUUCAGUGGUGCCCAGGCAGGAAAGCAGCAAUCAAGUGCUCCUUCCUCACCUGCACUGGCCCUGCAGUGUGCAGCAUGCCCUGGCAUCUGCGUGUGACAUCACCUCUGUCCCCCGGAAGACGUUGCUGCGGCUGCUGGCAGAGCACUGUUCAGAUGAAAUAGAGAAGAGAAAACUUCUGUACCUGUGCAGUCGAAGUGGACGGGAUGCAUACAGGAAGGUUGUGGUAGAAGGCAAUUCUUCCGUUGUGCAGAUAUUGCGAAGCUGUCCAUCUUGUAAACCUCCUCUGGAUGCCCUUCUCGACAUACUGCCUCCUUUGGCACCACGUUUGUACUCGAUAUCUUCGUCUCAACUGGAAAAGGGAGACAAAGCGCAGUUUGCCUUCACAGUUGUUACUCUGCAAACACCUUGGGGCACAAAGAAUGGAGUUGCAACACACUGGAUGGACCGGCUGCUCAGCCCCGCUCUAUCAGCCGCCUCCAAUUCUGGGAAGCCGCAAGCUGUCUUACCAGUUUUCUUGAGGUCAGGGGGUGCCUUUCAUGUUCCCGAUACUCUGGAGAAGCCAUGGAUAAUGAUUGGACCGGGCACUGGAGUGACACCUUUCCUGGGCUUCCUGCAGGAAAGACGGGCAAGACGUCAGGCGGGUGGGGAGCAAAGCGCCCCUUGUUGGCUCUUUUUUGGAUGUCGACAACCCACAGAGGACUUUUUGUAUGAGGAUGAGUUGAAGGACUUCCUGGAGGAGAAGACUCUGAAUCGACUCGAGGUGGCAUUUUCAAGACAUGGGAGCUCCAAAGUGUAUGUUCAGCACAGGAUCAAGGAAUUUGCAGACGAAGUAUUUGACAUGGCAAUUACGCAGGCGGGGUAUGUUUUUGUUUGUGGCGAUGGCGCCUCGAUGGCAAAGGACGUACACGACUGUUUAUUGGCCAUCUUGCAGAGUGCUGGCAGACUGACGGGCCAGGAAGCGGUUACGAAGCUGGCAGAAAUGAGCAAGGAGCGGCGCUAUGUGAGGGACAUCUGGUCUUAG
Messenger RNA from Ostreobium quekettii, 2121 nucleotides. The record is from the annotation of a GenBank genome assembly. NCBI's taxonomy places the organism in Eukaryota, Viridiplantae, Chlorophyta, Ulvophyceae, Bryopsidales, Ostreobiaceae.